Penicillium taxi is the source of this 1890-nucleotide messenger RNA. Its product is annotated as MATE family efflux transporter. Gene Ontology annotation, molecular function: antiporter activity; xenobiotic transmembrane transporter activity. Gene Ontology annotation, cellular component: membrane. Gene Ontology annotation, biological process: xenobiotic detoxification by transmembrane export across the plasma membrane. The record is from RefSeq and is a predicted model, not a curated record. NCBI's taxonomy places the organism in Eukaryota, Fungi, Ascomycota, Eurotiomycetes, Eurotiales, Aspergillaceae. Bases 1 to 1890 code for a protein of 629 amino acids. The transcript has 2 exons.
AUGACUCCUCGCAAUAUCUUGUAUACGGAGUCGGAGCAUCAAAGCCCAUUCAGCCGCUCCUUUACCUCCAGUUCGCCAAUUGCCGCUUCGGCUAUUGCACGCGACCUUGCCCACUACGACGACGAUGACUCCUCAGACAUUGACGACGAAACUUCAGGCUCUUCAACCGUGCGCCCAUCUAGUAGCCAUGCCGGCACAAAUCCUCACUCUUUGGCUGGAUCUUAUCGCCGUCCCAGUCAUUUCACUGCUGGCAGCCAUGCUACAGUGAUUUCUAAUAGCGGCCAUGCGCAGCUGACAGAUACCGAGCGCGAACGAGCUAUCAGAGCCGAGGAGGAUCUUCUUCACGAUAACUUUGUCAUUCCGACACCUAAACACAAAAUCAGCAGUGCCAUCUCUCACAAAUCUUCGCGCCAUUAUGAUUCUGUGCGCAGCUCGAAUGGCGCUGGUCCACUCGAUACCACACCUCUGCUCGGCGAUGAUGAUGGUAUACCACCGGAGGAUAUUGAUCGCAAAUGGGAAGAGGCAGUGAUAGCAGGCUUGAUCAACACGACGUGGAAGCGGGAAACAAAGGUGAUCAUUCAAUAUUCCUUGCCGUUGAUGGUGACAUUUUUACUUCAAUACUCGUUGACUGUAGCGAGUAUUUUCACAAUCGGACACUUGGGUAAGGAAGAACUUGGUGCCGUCAGUCUGGCCAGUAUGACCGUAAACAUCACCGGAAGCGCAGUCUUUUCUGGUCUCGCGACGAGUCUGGAUACGUUGUGUGCGCAGGCGUAUGGAUCUGGAAAGAGGAAGCUUGUAGGCCUGCAGAUGCUCCGCAUGAUAUUCUUCCUUUGGCUUAUUUGUAUCCCAAUCGCCGUGCUCUGGUAUUUCUCGGAGCAUAUUUUGCUCUUGAUUGUUCCGGAGGAGGAGGUGGCUAGAAUGGCCGGUCUGUAUCUGAAGGUAGCGCUUCUCGGCACACCGGGGUACGCUUGCUUCGAAAGUGGUAAGCGGUACCUACAAGCACAGGGAAUUUUCUCUCCGUCUUUAUACGUGCUGCUCGUUUGUGCCCCGUUGAAUGCGUUCAUGAACUGGUUUUUUGUCUGGAAACUGCAAUGGGGUUUUAUUGGCGCCCCUAUCGCUGUGGCCAUUACGGAGAAUCUGCUCCCAAUUUGCCUCUUUACGUGGGUCUACUUCCGAGUCGGCUCUGAAUGCUGGUGUGGCUUCACCAAGCGCGCCUUUGAAAAUUGGGGCCCCAUGAUCCGUCUCGCCCUGCCAGGAUUGAUCAUGGUGGAGGCGGAAUGUCUGGCAUUUGAGGUUCUGACUCUGGCAUCAAGCUACCUCGGCACGUCCGCACUCGCUGCACAGUCUAUUCUUGGUACAAUCUCGAGCAUAACCUGGCAAAUCCCCUUCCCACUAUCCAUUGCCGGCAGCACCCGUAUUGCAAAUUUGAUUGGCGCCUCUCUGGCCGAUGCCGCAAAGACGACGGCAAAGGUCAGCUUCUGCGGAGCCGCCAUCGUCGGUAUUUUCAACAUGGUCCUCCUCUCGACGCUGAGAUCUUAUAUCCCCAUGCUUUUCAGCUCCGAUCAAGAAGUCAUCGAUCUGGUCGCACAGGUUCUUCCAUUGUGUGCUGCAUUCCAGCUCUUUGACGCCCUGGCCGCGAAUUGUAAUGGUAUUCUCCGUGGUCUGGGUCGCCAGGAGAUUGGAGGCUAUAUUCAACUUUGCUGCUACUACAUCAUCGCCAUGCCAAUCAGUAUGGGAACAGCCUUUUAUUUAGGCUGGGGUUGUGAGGGUCUCUGGACAGGUGUUGCCAUUGCUCUCGGCCUUGUCUCUGCGAUUGAAGCUUUGUUUAUUUGUCGGAUCAAUUGGCAGCGCUCGGUUGAUGAGGCAAUGGAGCGGAAUGAGUUAACAUAG